Messenger RNA from Cantharellus anzutake, 510 nucleotides. RefSeq names its product PLAC8 family-domain-containing protein. The transcript has 3 exons. The record is from RefSeq and is a predicted model, not a curated record. Bases 1 to 510 code for a protein of 169 amino acids. NCBI's taxonomy places the organism in Eukaryota, Fungi, Basidiomycota, Agaricomycetes, Cantharellales, Hydnaceae.
AUGUCUGAAAAGCCUAUCGUACAGCAACCUGGUGCCAUGCCCCAAAUGUUGCCGGGUGGGAAUCGCAAUGCCCUCAACAAACCCUUUGACCAACAAGGCGAACGUGAAUGGUCUCAUGGGACGUUCGACUGCUUCUCCGAGUGUGGGCUGUGCCUCUUCAGCUGGUGCUGUUCUUGCUUCUCGUAUGGGAAAAACAAGUCCCGCCUGCAGUACCUUCAAAUCAACGGUCAGCCUCACCCUCAAGGUGGCGAGAUGGUCAAUAGCGAUUGCGUCGUUUUUGCUGCACUCCUCUACUGCGGUUGCCCCUGUCUGGUUUCUAUGGGCACACGCAAGGAGAUUCGUACUCGUUACAAAAUCCAGGGCGGUGGAGGUUCCGAUUUCCUCUGCAGCUGGUGCUGUGCUCCUUGCUCACUCGUUCAGGAAUCUCGUGAGCUCACGCUGGAGGAGAACAGCUUCCACCAUGUCAGUUUCUUUUCGAUUCAUCUGGUACUCAAUGAGAUACUAACGUGA